Messenger RNA from Pygocentrus nattereri (red-bellied piranha), 702 nucleotides. It is a transcript of the gene polr2i, whose product is annotated as RNA polymerase II subunit I. Gene Ontology annotation, biological process: maintenance of transcriptional fidelity during transcription elongation by RNA polymerase II; transcription-coupled nucleotide-excision repair; transcription initiation at RNA polymerase II promoter. The coding region runs from base 164 to 544 and encodes 126 amino acids. The record is from RefSeq and is a predicted model, not a curated record. Gene Ontology annotation, molecular function: zinc ion binding; DNA-directed RNA polymerase activity; nucleic acid binding. NCBI's taxonomy places the organism in Eukaryota, Metazoa, Chordata, Actinopteri, Characiformes, Serrasalmidae. Gene Ontology annotation, cellular component: RNA polymerase II, core complex. The transcript has 6 exons.
UCUGAUCAGCGCGCAUGCGCGGCGGUUUCCAGCGAGUUCUGUGAGGCUGAAAAUCCGGUGUUAGUUUAGCUUCGAAAUAUUGACCUGUUUUGUUAAUUUAAGAGUAAAAUAUCCGAUUAUUACUGUGGUUUUAGUUCUUAGCAGUAAAGCAGUCGGAGCUGUGAUGGACUUGGAGAGCGGGACGUACGAGCCCGGGUUUGUGGGGAUCAGGUUCUGUCAGGAAUGUAACAACAUGUUGUACCCUAAAGAGGACAAGGAGAACCGUAUCCUGCUGUACGCGUGCAGGAACUGUGAUUACCAGCAGGAGGCAGACAACAGCUGCAUAUAUGUGAACAAAAUCACCCACGAAGUGGAUGAGCUCACACAGAUCAUUGCCGAUGUAUCCCAGGAUCCCACGCUGCCCCGGACUGAGGACCAUCCAUGCCCAAAGUGUGGCCACAAGGAGGCGGUGUUCUUCCAGUCUCACAGCAUGAAAGCUGAGGACGCUAUGCGGCUAUACUAUGUGUGCACGGCGCCACACUGUGGACACAGAUGGACGGAGUGAGGAGGAGGACGGUGGAGGAUGAAGCUCCUGAGGCUGGAGAUGUGAAGGUUUAGUGUCGGUCAAGAACUUGAGGACUGAGUCGACUCUGCAGACGGAGGCUCUGAGUUCUGUAAUAUUAAAUGUUUUUACAGUUUUUUAUUAAAGAUGCUACACAAAUA